AUGUGUUGCUGCUGCUGUGAUUGUUGUGACUUUAUUUUAACGGUACUUGCCUUUAUUUGCCCGCCUCUUACAGUUGGUAUCAAGCGUGGUUUCUGCUCAUGCGAUUUUCUUAUUAAUAUCGCCUUAUGCCUUCUUGGUUAUGUUCCUGGACUUAUACAUGCUUGGUACAUUGUUCUUACAGAUGACGACCGCGUUCAGGAUGAUCUUGAAAGGCAAAUAUUUGUUGUUUCUCCAACGCAAACUAUAAUGGUUCAACCUCAGCCUUGUACUGUUACAUUUACACAUCCAGAACCAUUUGGAACCAGCAAAACCAACUCUUCGUCACUAAAUCCACCCACGGCUCAACAUGAUAACUUAAGUCCGCUUUCAUCUCCUCGGGCACAUAUGUCAAAACAUGAAGAGGCAAAUACUUCUGCAGCGUAUGGUUCAACAGAUCAAAACGAUGUGCCACAAGAAGCUCCACCAAGUUACGAUACAGUUAUGAAGGAAACUGCCCAAAAAUACGGUCAUUCGUGA
This is a messenger RNA of Brettanomyces bruxellensis, 516 nucleotides long. RefSeq lists its product as uncharacterized. The record is from RefSeq and is a predicted model, not a curated record. The coding region runs from base 1 to 516 and encodes 171 amino acids. The transcript has a single exon. NCBI's taxonomy places the organism in Eukaryota, Fungi, Ascomycota, Pichiomycetes, Pichiales, Pichiaceae. Gene Ontology annotation, cellular component: membrane.